This is a messenger RNA of Cannabis sativa, 833 nucleotides long. Its product is annotated as cytochrome B5-like protein. Lineage: Eukaryota; Viridiplantae; Streptophyta; Magnoliopsida; Rosales; Cannabaceae. Gene Ontology annotation, cellular component: membrane; intracellular membrane-bounded organelle. The record is from RefSeq and is a predicted model, not a curated record. Bases 192 to 551 code for a protein of 119 amino acids. The transcript is spliced from 6 exons. Gene Ontology annotation, molecular function: heme binding.
GACUAUAGAGUCUAAUUUUCUGGUUGGGACAUUUUUCUACAAAGCCCAACAACAAUAUUUCCCAACUCAGAUCCAAAAACCUAUCUUGUCUUCGUUUCAUUCUUGUAAGCGAAAAGAUUCAAACUUUCCAUCAGUUUGGCCGGAAAAUCAACAACCCUUUUACUCAAAUCCACAGAAUUUGGGUUUAUAAGAUGAUAGCAAUUGUAGUAGCUGUGGUUCUGGCUUUACUUUUGGGAGCUUUUGUUUUGAUUCCCAGACCCCCAAAAUCUGGUCAUACAAAGAAUGAUCAGUCAAAUGUUAAACUCAAUAAGGGAACAAAACUAUACACCAAAUCAGAAGUCUCUUUGCACAACAAGGGAACUGAUUGUUGGAUCAUCAUUAAAGACAAGGUAUAUGAUGUUACCUCGUAUGUAGAGGAACACCCCGGCGGUGAUGCCAUUCUUGCACAUGCCGGGGAUGAUUCAACCGAAGGCUUUUACGGGCCACAACAUGCAACUCGAGUUUUCGAUAUGAUCGAAGACUUUCACAUAGGCAAUUUGGAGAAGUCAUGAUGUUUUCCAUUGAGAAAGGCUUAUUUUACAGCCUUCAUCUACUCUUAAGAUAGAAAGCUUGGGUAGAAUCAUUUAAGACAAUUUGCUAGGAUGAUAAAUUUUGUAUUUAUUUUUGUGUUUUUGUUAUUUAAUCCUUGAAACUAGAUUCUCAACAUGGGAAUUUAGAGAGAUUUUUGUGGUAGUUAUUUGUUUUCUAUAUUAGUUGUAAAAUUAAAAUUUGUAGGAUCUAAUAUUAAAUUGUACUAAUAAUGAUAUGAGACUCUAGGAUGGUGUUGAUUACCA